CAGCGACAACCGACUUUUUUCAAGCAUGAGGAGGAGAAGCAGUAGCAACGCCAGCAGGAGAAGUUCAACGAUUAGAAGACGCAGUGAGAACUUGCGUUUCGAUGAAUUCGGCUUUGCUCUUACUAAACGAAAGGACCAAAAACUUCAUCACCGAUGUCACGAUUACAGCUACCCCCAGCUGAGCUCAGUGAGGGUGAAAGAACUGUGUGAGCUGCUGAGCUACUGGAAUGGAGCCAGCUUUAUCUGCAAAAGCCAGAUUGAGCGAUUUAUCAGGAUGGGUAUUCCUCCAAGCCUUCGAGGUAGAGUGUGGAAGUGUCUUCUCACCAUUGACAGUCUGAGAGAAACGAGCGACUUCAACUACCAGAAGUGCUUGUCAGAGGUGCGGGGGCCCCUGGUGGACUUGGGAGUCAGUGAGUACGGAAUCCUAUCAGCGAUCUCCACACUGAGCGACACCCAAAAUGACCUGGGUUUGAACCAACAGCAGCCCCCCAACUGCCCUGCACCCAGAUACUCUGUAGAUGACAUCACGCUGUUCAGACAGAUCGCCCUGGACCUACAACGUUCCUUCCCGACCCACCGCUCUCUGAUGGGGGAGAGCCCAGAAGCCAUCGAGGGUCAGGCUAAACUCUUCAGGGUCCUCAUCGCCUAUGCAAAAUAUUGCCCACAAGUUGGAUACAGUCAAGGGAUGUCCUACAUAGCUGCGGUCUUGUUGAUGCAGUUGGCAGAGGAGGAGUCAUUUUGGGCUCUGACUGCCUUGUUGGAUAAACCAAAGUAUCUGGCUGAACUGUUUGACCUCAGCCUCACCAAGGUACAGCAUCAGGUGAAGGUGUUUGACCAGUUUCUGAAACACAGGAAGCCGAAGCUCUCGCAGCACAUGGAGUCAGUAGGAGUCUUAUCAGUCCACUUUGUGAUGCCAUGGUUCCUCACUCUCUUCUCUUCCCUGCCCUGCUGGGACUCUGUCCUAGCUGUCUGGGAUCUCAUCAUUCUGCACGGCCUGUCAGCUGUUUUCCGCACUGCUCUGACUAUCAUUGAGCUCCUGGAGCCUCGACUGAUGGACCUGAAUGAUGAGGGAGCAGUGUUACCCCUGCUGUUGAGAGUACCUGUUGAUGUGGCCCAGUACACCGUGUUGGUCCCUGCCCUGUGGAAUACUGAGGUCCAAGACUGGGAGCUUAAAUGUAUGAACAGUCUGGUGUUGGACGAGGGCCACCAUAGACCAAAAGCAGUCCAGUGUGAAAAGCAGAAGGCCACAAUUCCAACCCAAGUCAGUGGAGGGAAAGAAUCAGAGGGAGCAUCGACACUUUCAGAGGGAGAAAAGCUGACUGAGAAAGACUCAGUUACCAGGGCAAAAGGUGUGCUGACCCGAGUGAUGCGUUUGGCCCAGCGGUACCUGUUGGACCCAAUGGGUAGACAGAGGGCUGAAGAGAAGGGUUCUCAAAUACAGACAGUGCCCAGACAGCGUAGCCCUGCACCGGGGCGAGUGUUCAGGAGUCGGACCUCAGCUUCACUAACACAAGCUCAGAUCAGGUCCAGGAGGCGAAGCCAGCAGAGAGGCGGCGCACAGCAGCCAGUAGCGCAGGGGAGCAGUGGUGACGUCACCAUGGCCCCUGUCACUGUGACAGAUACAACUGGUUACAUGAAAACUGACAGAUCAGAACAAACCUUCAAGAGGAUAGGUACAGGACCUGUUGGCAAGCUGGCCCAACGUCGUAGCAACCGCAGCCUCGUCCAGCCUAUCAGAGUCAAGUCCCUCCGUCUUCUACGAAAUGGCAAGAACCCACCGAGCCAGACCCCCACAUCCUCCUCUAUCCUCCCUUCAUCCCUCUGUUCCUCUACCCGUCCUCCAUCUACCUUCAUCCUGUCUUCAAGUCCUCCAUCAUCCAGCGCUCUUCAAAGCGAGGAUCAGCGAAAGCAGCAAGACACAACCAGGACAGCUUUCAUCAAGGAGUUGUCCUCCAGACAUCAGACCAGCGUCCCACUCAGCAACACCAGAGAGUCCAAGCUGAUCUGACAAUGAAGAAGGGAGAGGACCUUGAAGGAACAAAAUGCUCUACAUGUUUACAUUAAAUAUGAAACCACAAUUGUCAGUUGCGUAAAUCAGGUGAUCUUGUUUGGUCUGGGUCCCAGAUGAGUAUUUGACUCACACAAAGAACUUGGAAACCAGAUUUCUGGUGUGUUAAAUCUAGUGAACAGAGAGUGUCUUUAUACUACUCAUGUUUUGAAUAUAUCAUAUGACUGUGUGCAUGCAUGCACGUGUGCAUGUAGCCCAGAUCUGUUUUGAUACACCUUUGCUGCAUGGGUGCUGUUUAUUUUUCUA
Messenger RNA from Chelmon rostratus (copperband butterflyfish), 2314 nucleotides. RefSeq names its product rab GTPase-activating protein 1. The record is from RefSeq and is a predicted model, not a curated record. Lineage: Eukaryota; Metazoa; Chordata; Actinopteri; Chaetodontiformes; Chaetodontidae. Bases 26 to 2008 code for a protein of 660 amino acids. The transcript has 15 exons.